Messenger RNA from Hevea brasiliensis (rubber tree), 931 nucleotides. RefSeq names its product L10-interacting MYB domain-containing protein-like. The record is from RefSeq and is a predicted model, not a curated record. The transcript has 3 exons. The coding region runs from base 1 to 813 and encodes 270 amino acids. Lineage: Eukaryota; Viridiplantae; Streptophyta; Magnoliopsida; Malpighiales; Euphorbiaceae.
AUGAACAACAAGAAAGCAUGGAACAUCAUGUCUGAUGAGUUUUAUCAGAAGACUGGCCUGAAAUGGGAUAAAGAGAAGCUCAAGAACAGAUAUGCGGUCAUGAGGAGGCAGCACGCUAUCGUAAAGUCACUUCUUAAUCGAAGUGAAUUCCGUUUGGAUGCAUCUACUGGGAACAUUAUAGCCACCAAUCAAGCUUGGAAUGAGUAUAUAAAGGGACAUCCUGAUACUGAGCCUAUAAGAGGCAAUGGGUGCCCAAUCUACAAACAGCUCGGUGUGAUAUUCUCUGAGCCAUUAACCAAUGGGAAUCAUGACCAGCCUGCUGAACUAGAGGAAGAGGCUCCUUCAGCAGUUCCUUUUAAGGAGACUUUGAACAAUAUCCAAGAGGAAGAGUCCUCUUCAGAAUCUGAGGACGAGGAUGAUGUGGCAGAUAACCAAGAAACAUUUCAACCUGCCACACAUAUUGCAACUACUAUAGUGCAUGGUACUAGUACAACUACUGCUAUGGAGAAUACAACUGCUGCUAAUCGUAAAAGAGGUCGCAAGGGGAUUGAUGAUGCUAUUGCAGGAGCUAUAUUGCGCAUGGCAGCCGCAUCAAGGCUCAAGACAGCUGCCAUAAAGCAAAUUAGUGAGAGAUACAGUAUAGCUGAUUGUAUUAAGGAAUUGGAUGCAAUGCAAGGUGUGGAAGAAGGAGUCUAUUUUGCUGCUCUGGAUUUGUUUGACAACCCUAAUGCAAGGGAGAUCUUUUUAUCUCUAAAAGGUGACAAGCGCAUGAUUUGGUUGCUUUGCAAGUGUAAUGCUCAUCCAGUAUCAUAGGUUAAAAAUAGGAAUUAUCAUGUGUGCAGUCAUAUACAUGACGAUAAACUGUUUUCUUCUUUAACUUGUUAAGCUCAGUUUUGUUUUGAAUCAAUUUGUUGAUAUGGGUUUAUGUUCA